Cydia pomonella (codling moth) is the source of this 11878-nucleotide messenger RNA. RefSeq lists its product as uncharacterized. The coding region runs from base 462 to 11765 and encodes 3767 amino acids. The record is from RefSeq and is a predicted model, not a curated record. Lineage: Eukaryota; Metazoa; Arthropoda; Insecta; Lepidoptera; Tortricidae. Gene Ontology annotation, molecular function: cadherin binding; calcium ion binding. Gene Ontology annotation, cellular component: catenin complex; membrane. The transcript is spliced from 54 exons.
AUAAUAUGAAUAAAUAUUGGUAUUUUAUAAUAGGUACACUAAAAAGCAUUACUUACGUCGAAAACCAUUAUGCGAUAUCAUAAGUGUGAUUUUAUCGCAUAUCAUUCAAAAAUAAAUACUUAAUUAUCACAUUUGUCGCAUUUCCAAUGUUAUCACUUUACUAUCGCUCAACUUCCUCUUAAAUGAUAUCAAUCGAUUGAUAAUAAUGAUUAUCAUACACGGAGUUAGUUCCAUAUACAUUUUUGUACACGUUGACGUAAAACAAAACAGGAUAUAUUGUAAGAGCUAAAAUUGUGCAAUAAAUAGUGCCUAUUUAAUUAAUAAAACUGUAUACAAAAAAAGUGAAAGAUUUAUAUAAUCAUUACCAAUGAAUUAAACAGUAUUUUCCCUACGACCUACGAGUGGCAAGUUUUGUGUAAUUUUAUUGAAAGUGAUUUCCAAAUAAUGGUCAUCCAAACAAAAUGGGAUUUAGGAUGAAUUAUUUAUUCAUCGGGUGCCUUGUGGCAUCGAUAUAUAGCAGUAAUGGUUGCACAAUGGAAGGUGUCACGACUUGGCAGCUACCGAUCACCGUUCGCAUCGAGGAUUAUCAUGACGGCAUUGUUUUACAACGAACUGUUACCGAUAUUGGAGGUUUCACCCUCACAUCGUCUAGUGAUCUUAACCAAGGUCCUUACAUCGUUGCAUCAAUCGAAAAUUCCGCCUUUGUCCUUCGUACAAACGACGCAUACAGAUUGUUUGAGGAACACGAGACCGCCGACCUUAUUAGUUUGACGUACGCCUUCACAUGUACGAACGGACAGACUCCGUCAUCUCCUCUUACGAUCCGUAUAGAAAUAAACGACAAUAACAACAAUCCACCGCUGUGGAAGACGCCAGACACUGUCGCAUCAGAAACCACCGCAUACGAUUUCACCAUCGCUACGCCCGUGCCGCCCGGUUUCCUCAUCACCAACUGCGUCAGCGAUAUAAUCGUUAGAGAUAUCGAUCUCACUACAUACAGAAUCGAUUUCAGUAUCGAGGACAAUCCGUAUAUUGGUAUCGAGUAUGACGAGGCGGCCUUGACCGAUGCUAAAGAGUUUAAAGCCGUAUUGAAGAGCACUGCGUUUAUAAGAUCUAUUCCUGAGCCGAUUAUUCUAACAAUCAGUGCUACGGACGUUGACCAAACUGGAGACCCUCCUAUAACAAGAAGCACAACAGUUACCAUACAUGGUAGUUCCGAUUUCGAGCUGCCCCUCGAGCCGAUUUUCAGUCAGGCGUUCUACUUAGCAAGUUAUACCGAAAACAACCAAGUUACUGUGGAACAAUCGAUCACGUUGGAGCAAGGCUAUGAUGAACUUGUACAGUUCAGUUUGGAAGGAGAUUACGCUGCCGAUCAUUUCACCAUUACCGUCAACGGCAAUCUUGUGACUCUGUCAGUCACAAAUGCGCUACCCGCAGCAGCGUUGCAAGAAGGACGGAUUUACUUAGUGGUACAUGCUUCUCGGGAGUACACCAGCGGAGCAUCCGCCACCAUCAUCAUAGAGCUACCUGAAGUUGAGCACCUGGAAUUUGAACGUCCUCAUUACGAGGGAGAGAUCGUGGACAAUACUCUGCAGUUAACGCCACUAGUUUUAAGUCAAGGAUACCAAGGAUCUGAUGUGACUGUGACUGUAGAAGAUUACUCCUCGUUUUUCUCCUACGCGGUCGUUGGAAACACAAUAACCCUGUCGAUGACUCCCUUGGACGAUAACAUUAUUCAAGAAAAUAAUUAUAUAAAUUUGAGAGUCACCGCUUCUACUGGCUAUAGCUCUGCUACAACUAUAGUCACGUUAGAGAUCGUGAAAGAUGACGUCACAACUCCAGUAUUCGAUCAGAGUUUGUAUACGGGAACUUACGAUCCAGCCGCUGGUCUGGCGGUGGAACCAAUUUUGUUGGCGCGGGGAUAUGAUGAAACCGUCACUGUAACCCUUUCUGGAGAAUACGAAAGUUACUUCGAGUUGACUCAGGACGGGCCCUCGUUAACGCUCCGGGUGGUCGGCGACGGUCUGCCCUCGCAUAUCUUAAGCCAGACCCACCUCCACCUCUCCGUCGAGGCCACAAAACCGCGCACCGUCGGCGCGAGCGCUGUUGUGGCCAUCACUUUACCCGGAGCAAGGGAAAUGCAUUUUGAAGCUCAGUCAUACAAAGGAGCGAUACAAGAUAAUAUACUGACACUAGACACGAUCAUUUUAAGUGUCGGUUACGAAGAAGACGUGACUUUUUCGCUCUCCGGUGAUUACUCAACCUCAUUCGCUGUAUCGAACGUGCAAAAUCAAGUGACAAUAAAUAUGCCAGCACAGCUUCCUCAAGAGGUUAUUUCAGAAAACAAUUUCGUAAUGUUGACGCUGUCGGCUGAAGGACUGAACGCGCUGCCGACUACCACUGCUGUGUUACUUGAGAUUAUCAAAGUUGACGCAACGACGCCUGUGUUUAGCCAGCCCAUUUAUGAUGGCACUUACUUUGGUUCAUUAGGUAUUGUCUUGGAGAAUAUAAACCUAAUACAAGGAUACGACAGCAGCGUGACGUUCAGGAUUCAAGGAGAAAACUCUGAAUAUUUUUCUAUUACUCAAAACCUAAAUAGUGUAACGUUGACUGUCCAAUCAAGUAUUCCUGAAGAGGUAAUAUUCCAAGAAAAGACAUUUGUUUUCAACAUAUUCGCCGAAAAACCACUGACAGUAGGCGCUAAUGCUGCCAUCGUCGUAAGAUUCUCAGAAGACCUAAUAGAGUCUACUGUUAUGCAGUUUGCUAAAAAUACUUAUGUUGGAAGCUUAGAAAAUAACGAAUUGGCGCUGGAAAACAUCGUUCUCGAGACAGGGUUCGCUGUUGGCACACAGUUUUAUCUUUCUGGAGACUAUGCAGCAUCAUUCACGCACACAGUCACAGCCAACACAGUAACUGUUUCAAUGACAAGUGAACUCCCUGCCGAAGUUCUAGAAAAUAACAGAUUUAUAAUUUUAGAAUUAGAAGCACGUAGAGACAGGGCGAUGUCAGUCGUCGCUGGAAUUGUUAUUGAAAUAGUUGAAACAGAAAUUAUAGCGCCUGUGUUCAGCCAAGCAUAUUACAGCGGAAUGUAUACAGAAGAAAAUGCUUUGCAGUUCCAAGAUACUAUUACUCUGAUACAAGGUUUUGACGAAACCGUUACUUUUGGGUUGGAAGGGGAAUCUGCAGCGUGGUUUGGGGUGGAAUGGAAUGGAAAUUCCGUUACUGUAGUGAGUACAGCUCCCCUGCCACAGGAUGUACUGGACAGCCAGCACCAGCUUCUCUUCGGUGUGAUCGCAUACAAGCCUAACUCCAUCAAUGGACGCGCUGCUAUUUCUAUCGAAUUACCUAAAGAUUUAUUAGAACAAGAAGUACUACGCUUCGCCCAAAGCAGUUACGAGGGCCAGUUAGACGGAUCCCAGUUGCAAGUGCCGACAAUUACGCUGAGCAACGAAAUUACGGAGAACGUGAUAGUGUCACUGUCAGGAGCUUACGCAACUUAUUUCACUGUAACCCUUGAUUCAAACACCGUUCAUAUUGAGCUUGUAAAUGAACUGCCUUCAGAAGUAAUAACCAACAAUGAGUUCAUAGUACUUGAUAUAAUUGCUUCAAAAACAGAUGCUGUAAGCGGUUACACAGCUCUCGUUCUAAGUAUAGUCAAAGAACCCAUUAUCGUAACACCUGUUUUCGAUCAAGCUUACUAUACUGGUGAAAUCUCAGAGCAAGGCGAAUUACUCUUUGAGCAUACGAUGCGAUUGAUCCAGGGAUUUGAUGAAUCUGUUACAUUUACUCUCAGCGGAGAUGGGUCUGAGAGGUUUAUCCUUACGCAAACUGGGCAGAAUAGUUUAUCGCUGUCUAUCAGUCAAGGAGAAUUAGAAGGGAUAGAAAACAUUAGCCAUUUUGUUUUUUCUGUUGUGGCUAGCAAAGCUGGAAGUGUUUCAGGCCAAGCGGCUAUUGUCAUUCAUAAUACGGAUUCCUCCACAGCUAGAACUAUUAGCUUUUCUCGUAAUCACUACACGGGAUCACUGGAAGACAAUGUUUUGACCAUGGAAGCAAUCAGUAUCGUAGAAGGUUACGGUUCGGAUGUCUAUCUCACGUUAAGUGGAGACUAUGUGGAAUAUUUCCAGUUGGUCGGACAGGACGGCACAUACACAUUGCAGCUAAUAUCUAACGUUCCAAAUGAAAUAAUUGAAGCACGUACUAUGUUGGUAUAUACUCUUGAAGCAAAUGGAGACACUGGAAGGGCCCAUACCACAGUUAUUGUAGAACUGGUUAAAAGUAAUGAAGUAAUUGAGGCCCUAUCUUUUGAUGAAGCUUACUAUCUUGGCUCUUAUUCUGCAACAACUGGUGUUAUGGCAGAUAUACAGCUGCGGAUCGUUACUGGAUAUGAUAGUGAGAUAGUCUUAACUGUACAAGGAGAAAACAGUGCUUGGUUUAUCGUUCAGCAUUCGGAAAGCGUGGUGACAAUAAGUUUAGCUGCUCCUUUGCCAAUCGAACUAUUUAUUGACAACCAGCCAGUAAUAUUUGCCAUCAAUGCAGUCAACUCUGGUGGCAGUACAGCACUAGCUACGAUAGUAGUAUCUUUAGAAGGAGAAUUAUCUGAACUAACUGUUCUUGGAUUCGAAAGAAGUAGUUACCUUGGAACAAUAGAAAGUGAUACAUCAACGCUGCAACCUAUAAUCCUUACGCAAGGAUACAGCUCAGAAGUUUAUUUCACAUUACAAGGAGAUCUAUCCAACUAUUUCACAAUAAACCAACAAGGUUCUUCAGUAAACAUAGUACUACAAAGCACUAUCCCCACUUCAGAAUUACCAGCAAAUGGUAUUAUCGUUCUUGAAUUACAAGCUACUGCAGUUCAAGCUGUUUCCGCAACUACUACUAUCGUUUUUGAGGUAGCCGAUGGAGAAGAUCUCAGUUUCAGUGCUGCAUACUACAUUGGACAAUACAUCGAAACAGAAGGCCUAAUUUUCGAUACAAUCUCACUAGACGUGGGUUACGACCAAGACGUGCAGUUCAGCUUGGAAGGAGAAAACGCUCAAUGGUUCGCUCUGCAAGUGCAGGGGAACGCUGUCACCCUCAUUAUGACUAGCGCUAUUCCGCCUGCGAUCUUAGCCGACAAUCAUCAACUGGUAUUUAGUGUAACAGCACUGAAGCCCAGAAGUAACAUUGCCACAGCAACCAUAGUGAUAUCAUUAAUUGAUGAAUCUACCGUCGUGACCAUUCUUAGCUUUGAACAAACAAGCUAUCUCGGGUCUAUUGCAAAUGAUGCAUUAAGUAUAGAACCAAUUGUCUUAAACGAAGGGUACACGGAAGCCGUCAGUUUUACACUUUCUGGUGAUCUGGCCUCAUACUUUAAUCUACAACAGCAAGGGUCUACAAUUAACAUCAUACUACAGAGCGCCCUUCCAGAGCAAACGUUACCUGCUAACGGCAUAGUAUUACUUGAUUUACGAGCUUCAGCACCACUUGCCAUUACCGCCACGACUACGGUUGUUAUUGACACGCAGAGAACCUUUUAUGUGGAGGAACUAGCUUUUAGUGCUGCGUAUUAUGUUGGAGAGUAUAGCGAAACUAGUGGCUUCACGUUUGACUCCAUUAUCUCGCUAGACGUGGGCUAUGAUCAAAACGUUCAAUUCAUAUUGGAAGGAGAACACUCACAGUGGUUUGCCCUGGAAGUUCAAGGCAAUGCUGUCACGCUCACUAUGUCCGGUGCCAUUCCGUCGGCGAUCUUAGUGAACAACCAUCAUCUCGCAUUUAUUGUUACUGCACAGAAACCCAAUAGUAAUAUUGCAACGGCAACCAUAAUUAUUUCAUUAGUAGACGAUUACACUGAUGCAAUUGUUCUUGGCUUCGAGCGAGCACACUAUCUUGGUUCUAUUGAAAAUGAUGCAUUAACUAUGGAACCAAUUGUCCUUAACGAGGGGUACACGGACGCCGUUACGUUUACGCUUUCUGGUGAUCUGGCCUCAUAUUUCAAUCUACAACACCAAGGGUCUACAAUUAACAUCGUUCUACAGAGUGCCAUUCCAGAAGAGACGAUACCUGCGAACGGAAUUUUGUUACUUGAGUUGAGAGCGUCAGCACCACAAGCUAUAACCGCUACGACGACUGUAGUAAUAGAGGCCCAGAAAGCUGCCGAUCUCGAACAACUUGCCUUUAGUGAUGCUUACUAUAUUGGAGAGUACAGUGAGACCAGCGGCCUCGCGUUUGACUCUGUCAUCGCGCUAGACAUAGGCUACGAUCAAAAUGUGCAGUUCGCAUUGGAAGGCGAACACUCACAGUGGUUUGCGCUGGAAGUUCAAGGCAAUGCUGUCACGCUCACUAUGUCCGGUGCCAUUCCGCCGGCGAUCUUAGUCAACAACCAUCAGCUAAUAUUUAUUGUUACUGCACAGAAAGCCAAUAGCAAUAUUGCAACAGCAACCAUAAUUAUUUCAUUAAUAGACGAUUACACUGACGCAAUUAUUCUCGGCUUCGAACGAGCAAACUAUCUUGGUUCUAUUGAAAAUGAUGUAUUAACUAUAGAACCAAUUGUCCUUAGCGAGGGGUACACGGACGCCGUUACGUUUACGCUUUCUGGUGAUCUGGCCUCAUAUUUCAAUCUACAACAGCAAGGGUCCACAGUUAACAUCGUUCUACAGGGUGCCAUUCCAGAAGAGACAAUACCUGUGAACGGAAUUUUGUUACUUGAGUUGAGAGCGUCAGCACCACAAGCUAUAACCGCUACGACGACUGUAGUAAUAGAGGCCCAGAAAGCUGCCAAUCUCGAGCAACUUGCCUUUAGUGAAGCUUACUAUAUUGGAGAGUACAGUGAGAACAGCGGCCUCGCGUUUGACUCUAUCAUCGCGCUAGACGUAGGCUACGAUCAAAACGUGCAGUUCGCAUUGGAAGGCGAACAUUCACAGUGGUUUGCGCUGGAAGUUCAAGACAAUGCUGUCACGCUCACUAUGUCCGGUGCCAUUCCGCCGGCGAUCUUAGUCAACAACCAUCAGCUAGUAUUUAUUGUUACUGCACAGAAAUCCAGUAGCAAUAUUGCAACAGCAACCAUAAUCAUUUCAUUAAUAGACGAUUACACUGACGCAAUUAUUCUCGGUUUCGAACGAGCAAACUAUUUUGGUUCAAUUGAAAAUGAUGCAUUAACUAUAGAACCAAUUAUCCUUAACGAGGGGUAUACAGACGCCGUUACGUUUACGCUUUCUGGUGAUUUGGCCUCAUAUUUCAAUCUACAACAGCAAGAGUCCACAGUUAACAUCGUUCUACAGAGUGCCAUUCCAGAAGAGACGAUACCUGCCAACGGGAUAUUGUUACUUGAGUUAAGAGCGUCAGCACCACAAGCCAUAGCCGCCACGACAACUGUGGUAAUCGAGGCCCAGCAAGCAGCCGAUAUCGUAGAACUUGCCUUUAGUGCUGCUUACUAUAUUGGAGAGUACAGUGAGAGUAGCGGCCUUGCGUUUGACUCUAUCAUCGCGCUAGACGUAGGCUACGAUGAAAACGUACAGUUCGCAUUGGAAGGCGAACAUUCACAGUGGUUUGCGCUGGAAGUCCAAGACAAUACUGUCACGCUCACUAUGUCCGGUGCCAUUCCGCCGGCGAUCUUAGUCAACAACCAUCAGCUAGUAUUUAUUGUUAAUGCACAGAAAGCCAGUGGCAAUAUUGCAACAGCAACCAUAAUCAUUUCAUUAAUAUACGAUUACACUGAGGCAAUUAUUCUUGGUUUCGAGCGAGCGAACUAUCUUGGUUCUAUUGAAAAUGAUGUAUUAACUAUAGAACCUAUUGUCCUUAUCGAGGGGUACACGGACGCCGUUACGUUUACGCUUUCUGGUGAUCUGGCAUCAUAUUUCAAUCUACAACACCAAGGGUUCACAGUUAACAUCGUUCUACAGAGUACCAUUCCAGAAGAGACGAUACCUACCAACGGGAUUUUAUUACUCGAGUUGAGAGCGUCAGCACCUCAAGCUAUAGCCGCCACGACAACUGUGGUAAUCGAAGCCCAGCCAACUGCCGAUGUCGAGGAACUUACCUUUAGUGCUACUUACUAUAUCGGAGAGUACAGUGAGACCAGCGGCCUCGCGUUUGACUCUAUUAUCGCACUAGAUGUAGGCUACGAUCAAAACGUCCAAUUCUCCUUGGAAGGAGAACACGCCCAAUGGUUCUCGUUAGAAGUUCAAGGCAACGCUGCCGCGCUUGUUAUGACUGGCGCCAUUCCACCUGCAAUUUUAGUCAACAAUCACCAACUCGUGUUUCGGGUUACUGCACAGAAACCCAACAGCAAUAUUGCUACAGCGACAAUUGUGGUUUCGCUAGUAGAUGAUUACACUGAUGCAACAAUACUCGGGUUCGAGCAAGCAAGCUAUUUUGGUUCCAUAGAAAAUAAUGUUUUAAUUAUAGAACAAAUUGUUCUUAACGAGGGGUACACGGAUGCUGUUACAUUUUCUCUAUCUGGUGAUUUGGCCUCGUACUUCAAUCUCCAGCAGCAAGAUGCCACAAUAAACAUUGUUCUACAAAGUACUAUCCCAGAACAGGCGUUACCCACCAACGGAAUAAUAUUGCUGAAUUUGCGAGCAUCAGCGUUGCAAUCUGUACCCGGUACGACGACCAUAGUGAUUGAAGCCCAGCGGGCUGCAGUUUUAGAAGAACUGGCCUUCAGUUCUGCCUACUAUGUAGGAGAGUACAGCGAAACCAGCGGCCUUGCGUUCGGUGCCACCAUUUCAUUAGACGUUGGCUAUGACCAAAACAUCCAAUUCACCCUGGAAGGAGAUCACGCACAAUGGUUUGCUCUGCAAAUCGAAGGGAAUGCUGCGACACUCACUUUGUAUAACAGCAUUCCCUCCGCGGUUUUAGUCAACAACCAUCAAUUGAUAUUUAGUGUUACUGCACAAAAACCUAAUAGCAUCAUUGCAAUAUCAACCGUGGUGAUAUCGUUAAUUGAUGACUACACGGAUGCAACAAUUCUUGGUUUCGAACGAGCAAGCUAUCUUGGUUCUAUUGAAAAUAGUUCGUUAAUUAUUGAACCAAUUAAUCUAAGCGAGGGGUAUUCAGAUGCUGUCACAUUUGCUCUAUCUGGUGAUUUGGCCUCAUACUUUAAUCUCCAGCAGCAAGGUGCCAUAGUCAACAUCGUUUUGCAGAGCACUAUCCCAGAACAGGCAUUACCUGCCAACGGCAUAUUGUUAUUGGAGUUACAAGCAUCAGCGACCCAAUCUGUAUCUGCUACGACGACUAUAGUAAUCGAGGUUCAACGGGCUGCUGUUGUAGAAGAAUUGGCCUUCAGUGCUGCCUACUACACCGGAGAGUACAGCGAAACCAGCGGCCUCACAUUCGAAAAUGCCAUCUCGCUGGACGCUGGCUACGGCCAAGAUGUUUCGUUUACCUUGGAGGGUGAUAAUGCCCAAUGGUUUGGGUUAUCUGUAAAUGGAAAUUCGAUAACACUAGUUGUGGUGGAACCAAUUCCUUCUGCAAUAUUAAUCGAUCUUCGAAAGAUCAUUAUGAUUGUGACGGCAGCAAAAUCAGAGACCACUGCGAGCACAAUUAUCAUCAUAUCCAUAAUUGACGAUUCGGGAUCCGUGAUAAAUGAGGCAUUUGAUAAAGUCCUGUACGAGGGAACCAUCAAUAACAACGUGGUUCAACAUGAACCGAUUACUAUCACAGGACACGCUUCUGGAAUCGAUAUCGAAAUACUUGGAGUGUACAGGGAGCUUUUCUCAGCUUCUGUAUCGGGAGAUACUGUAUUAAUCGGAGCGGCUGGCACUCUGAAUCUGCCUGAGGGAGUCUCACACGUCGCGCUCGAAUUCCGAGCGGGCAGUGCAAGCGCAGUUGUCAUUUUCAACGUUAUACAAUCAGAAACUCCAGAGCUACCAACGGUAGCGUUCGAGUCCCCAUCAUAUGUGCUGCGCGCGGACAUGGCGCAGACCGGACUACUAGGACUGGUCCAAGCAACAGCGAGCAACGGCGAGAGUAUAACGUACUCCCUAGCUGUCGAUGAUGCUCAUCUCCGAGAGCGGGUUUUGAUUAACAGUGUUGGAGAAAUACAUUUAUCUGCACCAACAAAUACUGGCGUGUAUAGCUUCCAAGCGAUAGCUACAUCAUCUAUCACCCAAGUCCAAGCUACAACGGCGGUACAACUAACAGUAGAAGCUGUUGCAAUCUGUGGAGACGAACACGUGCUCCCGCCACUCAUAAUCUUGGACAGAGACGAAGAGGAACCACACACUAACCUCGUCGUCCUCGACAGCGAAGCUCAAGCAGAUUGCCAGUUCAGGCUGACCAAUCGCUGGCCCCUGGACCAAGAUUGGCUCUACGUUGACAAUACUGGUUUACAUGCAAGAGCAAUCGAUCGAGAAGACCCGCGAAUAGCUUUCAUGGCAUUGUCGCAAGUUCAGGUGGAACUGGUAUUGGAAUGCGCUAGUGACACACAGAGUCGAGCUAAGCGGUCUACAUUAAACCCCAGACUAGACUGGCUCGGACCCUACGAAUACGGAAGCAACAGAUGGAUACUUACUGACACAAUCUUAUAUAACUCACGAAGAAGCUUCGUCAACUUGAUAGUUAACGAUAUUAACGACAACUACCCCAUAUUUGUCGGCAAUGAAAACGAGCCCAUUAUAUGUGGGUAUCCUAUUCCGGAACUUGAAGAUAUUGUGCUCCCUCGAGCUUUAGCAGAAUUAAAGGCCACUGACGCUGACGUGGGUGAGAAUGCGGCGUUGUCGUUCUGGAGUGCGUCGGAAGUUUUGGCGGUUGCGUCAACUACGGGCUUCGUCCACCUCAGGGAUGGAGCCAGCCUGUCGCAAGACCAGCGCCUCAUUGUGUCAGUCACUGAUCUUAACGGGAGGGAAGAUGGUCUAACUACAUCUAUAGAACUUUUGGUAAAACUAUUAGAUACGAGUCAUAUCGCUGUGGUCACUGUCCGCAACGCAUUUUUAGACCAAGAGGAAACUAUUUUGGAAAAUCUGAGUUCAGCUGUGGGGUACGAGGUCAAAGUCCUCAGCUCCGCGGUCAUAUCCGAUGACCCAAGCGAUUCUGCGAAUACAAGACGCAAACGAGAAGUAACCACCGAAGGAGCGUCAUUGCAGCUUUAUGUAUACGGCUUAAUUGAUCGCGAACCGGUGGCCGUUGAUCGGCUUACAAAUGACAUAACAGACAAUAUAAUAACCGGGGUUGAUGUCACGAGCACAGUAUCUCUGGAAGAUUAUCUAGAAGGCCGCGAGAUAUACGGCGGAGGACGUGAUACAGGUCUAUUAGUCGCAACAAUAGUCUUGAGCAUCCUGCUCUUCAUACUAAUGCUGCUUAUUGCCUUAUGGUUCUUCCUCAGAUGGAGAAAAUCACGAAAUUAUGAACAGUUCAGUGACGCUAAUAGUUUAGCCUCUCGCGAUGAACCGUUGGAAUCACCCCAAAAGAUUGACAGUUUGAGAAAACCAAGACUCAAUAUAGAUGAGUUGAAAAGAAGUGAAAGGAGGCUUCAAGAAAUGCUUGACGCUCCGGUUGAAGAAGUUAAACCGAAAGCCCAAACCUCGCAAGUAGAUCCCAAAGAUUCAGUCGACACAGUAAUAAAUAUGGCAUCGACACGUGCCACCGACGUUACACUGCCCAUAGUAAUACAAUCCAUAGACAAGCUUAAAGACGACGAGCAUUCAGGAGAGGAAGAUGAAUUUGGCGAAAGGAAAAACAAGAGCCGGAGAAAAUCAGUAGUUACCUUUAACGAGAAUGUGGAAAAAAUUAUUCACGUAGAAGACAUUCCGGAUGAUAAUUCAUCGGACUUAGAAAUAUACAAGUUUUGAGCUGCUAUUAAAUACAAAAAUACAUGUAAAUAAUGUUACUAAACUCUUUUUAUGUUUUAAUAAUAUAAUUUAAACGUUUAAUCUGUUUCCUUAAAUAAAUUCAUUAGUAUGCA